CCCGUUUAAAGUGGCGCUUGCGGCGCGCGCAGGGGAUGGCGGAGCCGGCGGAAUACCCGCCGUUCCAGCUGGGGAAGCCCCGCUUCGAGCAGACCUCGUUCUAUGGCAGAUUCAGGCACUUCUUGGACAUCAUCGAUCCACGCACUCUCUUUGUGACUGAGAGUCGUCUGAAGGAAGCUGUGCAGUUGUUGGAGGAUUACAAGCAUGGGACUUUGCCUCCUGGAGUCACCAACAAAGAGCUGUGGGGAGCUCAGAAAAUAAAGCAGGCCAUCAUCCAUCCUGACACAAAUGAGACCAUCUUCAUGCCUUUCCGAAUGUCAGGUUACAUUCCCUUUGGAACACCCAUCGUUGUUGGUCUUCUCUUGCCCAACCAGACGCUGGCAUCCACCGUUUUUUGGCAGUGGUUGAAUCAGAGCCACAACGCCUGCGUCAACUAUGCAAACCGCAACGCGACAAAGGUGGGCCUUAAUGUUCUGGUUCAGAGAGCAAACAAGUUUACCCCUGCCACUCGUCUCUUGAUCCAGAGAUUUGUGCCAUUCCCUGCUGUCGCUAGUGCCAAUAUCUGCAACGUUGUCCUGAUGAGGCACACGGAGCUGGAGGAAGGAAUUGAUGUCUUGGACAAUAACGGCAACAUCGUCGGCUCUUCCAGGAUUGCUGCAAAACACGCACUGCUAGAAACAGCCCUGACUAGAGUGGUCCUGCCAAUGCCUAUACUGGUUCUACCUCCAAUUAUUAUGUCCAUACUGGAAAAAACAUCACUCCUGAGGUCUCGUCCCCGGAUGAUUGUCCCAGUCCAAAGCCUUGUGUGCCUCGCUGCCUUUGGCCUGGCUCUCCCCUUGGCCAUCAGUCUCUUCCCGCAGAUGUCUGAGAUUGAGACAUCUCAGCUGGAGCCAGAAAUCGCAGUGGCCACUACCAGUAAGACUGUGGUCUACAAUAAAGGAUUGUAAGUGGAAGCAGACCAGCUCAGCCCAGAAGAUUUGGGGAGGGAAAAGGGGGGAAAACUUGAGAUCCCAACUGGGAAAAAAGCAAACAACAACAAGAUAACACAAAUGCUAGAGCUCGGCGAUAGUAAUGUAUUACCCCUCCCAGCAAACUGGGAGGGAACUAACACAGACAACUGACACCUCACACCACUCAAAAAGGUUCAUAUUCAAGGGUUUAAACUAGCAGCAGCAGCAACAACAAAACCACAUUAAAACACUUUAGAGAAGUAGCUAAAGAAGACUCUCAGAACUCACUGGCACUGCGUGGAGGGAGGUUCAACGGCACGUCUCCCUGGGUUUACCUGACUACAUGACUGUAGGCUUCACCCAGCAAGUUGAGGGGGUUUGGUGCAGUUGGAGUCUCCACACUGACAGCUGCACAAAAGUCAUCCCCUAGAGAUAAAGGGGUGCAUGGAGCUGGGUUGGCUGCUCGGUGCGUGUCCUCGGUGGACUGCACACAGGUCCCGGCCCGCUGAGCCUGCACCAAAGCAGCCACCCCUUGGCACAGCAAAGGUUGUAGCUCCCCAUCCCUCCUUCCUUUCUCUGGUGGCAUCCUGCCCUUCAUGGCACCUCAGAGAGUCACGGGAGCCCAUCACCAGACAUAUCCUCCAGGCACCAGAAAGCCAGCAUGCCCACACGUUGAGUAGGAAGGGGUCUUGCAGUGAAGAUGCUGUUGAGAUGCUCUUCCUCUGCAUAGUCGUGGAGGAUGGGUUUGUCCCACCUAACACAGACCCUCUGAAAAUGAGAUUGUUAAGCUAAUUGGCUAAGCCACAGUUAGCUCAGCUAUUUGUCUACAGACAGAAUGUGCUUUAACUUUUGAUCUUUUAACUGAAGCAAUUGGCAGUUGGACUAGAUAUCAUUGUCUUGUACAUCUCUUCUCUUCUCUUCUCUUCUCUUCUCUUCUCUUCUCUUCUCUUCUCUUCUCUUCUCUUCUCUUCUCUUCUCUUCUCUUCUCCUCUCCUCUCCUCUCCUCCUCUCAUCUCCUUCCCCUUCUCUUCCUUCUUCUCCUUCUCUUUCUCCUUCUUCUUCUCCUCCUUCUCCUUCCACUUCUUCCACCUUGUCUUCCACAUCUUCACUUUCUCUGUUUUCCCAGUGCCUCCGGGCAGCUGCCUGGAGCCUUGUGCCAGCGCAGAGCAGGACUCAAAGCAGAGCUGGUGACCUGGCCAGGGUUGCCUGGCAGCUGUGCCAAGCUGAGGCUGUGAGCUGCUGUGAGCCUGCAGCCUCAGAGGGGUGAGCUGCCCUCAGGACAUGGCUGGCUGUCCCUUCAGCUGCUCCACUUUGGGGUGCUUCAAGCGAGGUGGGCAAACCCCUCCAGCACUGCACUGCAUCCUGUCCUCACAGGGGUUUGGGGCUGUAAUUUGGCUUUCUGGUAUCUUGUGCCCAUGAGUGAACCCUGAGUGACUCCCUGAGGACCAGAGGAGUUAAUGCAGAUUUGGAAGAUGCCCAGCAGCAGCAGGGAGAUCUGCCCCUGGGAUCAGUGUGGGGCUGGAGCUGUGGUGGUGACGGGCAUGGGUGAACGCACAGGCUGUCACCCUUCAAAUGCCAAGUGGUUGAGGGGGAGAGGGGAGCAAGGGAAACCAAAUCACCACUGACACAGAAUGUAAUCCAAGGAUUUAUUGCAAUGCCUGAAGUCAGGAGGCCUGAGCCCUGCCGUGUGCUCCUCCACUGUUGGCUCCUCGCUGGAGUAAGACCCGUAGGAACUGGAGCCAGGGAACGGUCAGGCCAGCUCAGGGAGACUGAUUCUGUCCCUGUGCUGCAGUAAAUCAGAAACAAUUGCACAAAACACAUCAUUUGGUGGAUUUACACAACAGAAUGCAGGGCAGGAGAGGCCUGCUCCAGGCUCUCCAUAGCUGCUGUUGAUGGGCCAGCUCCUGGUCGCUGGCACCAGUGCAAAUCCAGUUACACUCCCAGAGCCAUUCUGGAUUUACACCAGGGUAAGGGACAGAUGGAUUUGACCCAGAAGAGAUCCUCUAAUGCACUAGAUGAGAUGAAUGUAUGCUCCAGAGGAAGUGAGGCUGCCCCAUCUGCUCUGGUGGGGUUUGGAGACAUCCCAGGGAGGUGACACCUCUCCUGUGGACAUUUUCAUGGGCACCUGUCCUAUGGGCAGCACAGCACAGAAUCAGGCCCUGUAUUUUGUCUCUACAGCAAUGAAAGAGGGAGGCCAGGCCUCCAGGAUGGGGAAGGAGAGCAGCCUGCUGAUGGGAACCACAGCUGCAAGGCUCCAGAGAAUGAGCUGGGCCAGGCUGAGACCCUGGAAAGGGUCCUGUCCUUUGCAGCAGGGCUUGGGGAGAGGGUGAGGCUUGCUGUGAGAUGCUGGGAGUGCAGAUACCCCCCUUGCACACUCACCCACAUGUAUGUGCAGCAGGGGAAAAGCUGCUCCGAGCCUAAAGCUUCAGCUUAGGGCUCCGCUGAGCCCGCAGAAGUUGGGAGCCAAGCUGCAUCGUGUCACACAGAGGCACAACUUGCCUUCUUCCUCCUCCUGAAUGGAAAUGUGAGGCUGAGACAGAAACAGCCUCUUGUGUUGACAGGGAGAAGCCUCCUGGCUCGGCGUCUGUCUGGGUGGAUCAUUUCCCCUUCCCCGGUGGGUUUUGUCGCUGCCUGAACCAUUCUGCUGCAAAGCUUCUUCAUCCCAGGCUUUUCUCCUUCAGAGGGAGAAGCGAUGGAGGCUGCUCUUUGAGGUUUCAGAGAGGUGGAGCAAGGAGGGAGCCAGUGAUUUGGUUUUAUACCGUGAUCACUCAUCAAAGAUUUGUGUGUCAGGCCCGCAGAUGGGAGAGGAAUUCGCAGCGCAGGCAGGGCUUUGCUGGUGGCAUUUCUUUCACAGCCACUCAAGGAAAAACAUGGAUUGAGCGAGUCCUGCCUCAAGGAAGAGCCAAUUCCCAGUUUUCCCAGUGAUGGGAAGUGAGUGUGGAUGCUGCCCCAGCACAGGCAUCACCCGCAGAGCUGGAGCACGGAGCAGGGGCUGCUCCUCGCGUGAGUCCAGCGAUGCUCAGUGAGACCUGCGUUGGUUUGGAGGAGAAAAAGGGUUUGGAGGGGAUUAGGUGUGGGGUUUGAUAAGCCACGUGGCUCCUGUGAGUCACAAGGGCCUGAUCCUGCUCGAGGGGGGUUGAGGACCAGCUUGAGGGAUGUCAGAGGAACCGCGCCGUGAGAUUGCGGCUCGGCUCGGAAGCAGCUGCACAGUCGAACAAGUGACAAUCAAAUGGUCUAAAUGAGUCUGGAUUUCUCCUCUUCCCAUACAAACCCCGUCAAGCUUGUUUCGCUUCACAUGUCAGGAAAAUGGGUCUGAGUCAACUCGGCAGAGUUUGUGCUGAGAAGUAAAUACAGCCCAGGGUCCCGAGGCAGGCGCUCAGCAGUGUUUGUCUCUGAGAGCCAGUCGCAGCCUUUGGCAGGUCAGAAACUGCCUUUGCUCUUUUCAUAGCAUCACAGAAUGGUGGGGUUGGAAGGGACCUUUAGAGCUCAUCCAGUGCAACCCCCCUGCAGAAGCAGCUCCCACCUAGAUCAGGUCACACAGGAACGUGUCCAGGUGGGUCUUGAAGCCCUCCAAGGAAGGAGCCUCCACACCCUCCCUGGGCAGCCUGGGCCAGGGCUCCCUCGCUCAAACACUGAAACAGUUUUCCCUUAUGUUUCAAGGGAACUUUUUAUGCUCCAGCUUCAUCCCAUCACCCCUUGUCCUGUCACUGGAUACAACAGAAAAAAAAGUGCUGCCCCAACCUCCUGACACCCACCAGUGAGAUGUUUGUAACUAUUAACAAGGUCCCCUCACAGUCUUCUCCAGGCUGAACAGCCCCAGGUCCCACAGCCUUUCCUUGUCAGGAAGAUGCUCCAGUCCCCUCAGCAUCUUGGUGCCCCUGCACUGGCCUCUCUCCAGCACUUCCCUGUCCCUCUGGAGCUGGGCAGCCCAGAACUGGACACAGGACUCCAGAUGAGGCCUCAGCAGCUCUGGCAGAGCAGAGGGGCAGCACAACCUCCCUGGCCCUGCUGCCCACACUCUUCUUGAUGCAUCCCAGGAUUUUGCUCAAAUGCUACUCAAAACCUUGUGCCCUCCCACCCAAAGCACUGGGAAGAUGCUACUGCUUGGAGCUGGGAAAGGAAAGCCACCACCUCACAGGGGCCAAUCCCCUUUUCUAACCUCUUCUGAAAGCAUCUGUGGGUCUUGUGAGGUAGCAGCAGUGUCCAAGAGACCCAAGGACUUGACCCUGCAUCUCCCAAACCCACCUGUAUCCCCUUCAUCCAUGAUGUUUCAUCCUGUCUGUGCUGCCUUUCCCUUCGCUAUCCUCUGGCUUAGUGCUGAGCAGGAUGAGGUGAAUGUGUGAGGAGCACAUUUAUAUGACCCAGACUUGGAGGAAGACAAGACCACGGUGUCCCUGUGCUGGGACAGCAAAGCCAGGUGAUACAGUUCAGCUUUUGAGCCAGCACCAACCCAGUGCAGGGACCCUGAGAUGCAUUAGGAAGAACUGUAGGAAGAACUUUUUCUUUAGGAAGAGCUUUUUCUCUGAGAGGGUUGUUAAGCCCUGGAACAGGCUGCUCAGGGAGGUGGUGGAGUCCCCAUCCUUGGAGAUCCUGGAAAGCUGUGGAGCUGAGGUGCUGAGAGCCAUGCGUUAGUGAUGGGCUGAGCAGCCUGAGGGGGGUCAGACUUGAUGAUCUUAAAACUCUUUCCCAACCAAAACGAUUCUAUGGGUUUGCUUUUUGUUUAAAAACAGCAGAAAGGCUCAACAGACACAAAUCUGACCCUUGGGGAUCUUAAAAGGCCCUUUCACUCACAGGCAGCUCAAGGUUGGGGCUCCCCUUGUGCAGUGAAUCCAGCAUGGUUACCCCCCAUCCAUGGUGGGACCCCAAAAACACCACACUCAACUCUUCCUACAGCAUGGGAAAGGGAAAGCAACAGCACGUUGAGGCUGUUUAUUAGGACAGCGAAUUGUGCCAGGAAAAGACGACACAGCAGCUAAUGGUGACGUGCUGCACGUUCACUUAGGAGCUAAUUAAUCUCUCCUGCCUUUCCUAAUGGAUGAGAAGGAGCCUUUGCUUUGUGAGACCAGCCCAACCAUUUGUGUUCCUCAUCUUCUGCAACUGGGGAUGUGGAAGGAACAGGGGGGAGAGAGGAAAAAAACCCACCACGCACACCAAGUCGUUCACCUCAGCAGAUAAUAGGAAUGAGAUGAUCAUCUCCUGUAGUAUUUCAUUAGAGAUGUCACAGUUAAUUGCUUUCUUGGAUAUGUUAAUUAAGAAAUAACGAGGACCAGGUUGUAGAACAAGGUGCCAGGGAGAGGUUUUGCCUGGAUGCUGUGGCUGUUGGCUGGGGGGACAACCCAGGGGUUGUGUCAGCUGUGUCCUCAACCCACCUUCAAGCCUGGGAGUGGCUCAUCUCCUUCUCUUUCUGCUUGCCACUAUUUUUUUCUGCUGCAUAUCCCUGUGUGUGGCCAGGCAUAGGCAGAUAGGUCCCACAGCACAGGCAGCAGGUCACCCCAUUUGCCAGCAUGGCACAUCAUUGGGAUUUGGGAUGUCCCAUGUGCUCAGGGAUGAGCAAUGCUGGAGCUCUCAGGGUUAUAUCGAUGCCAUGUAGCCAAGAGCUGCAGGAGUGUGUGUGUGUGUGCAUCCCCCACUCUGGUUCUGGUUGGCUCCUCUGGAAGGACUGUGAUGGAGAUCAGCCAUCAGCCAAGCUGGGGGAGUGUGGGGGCUGCUGGCAUGUGGGGGCCAGACCCCAACAGCCUUUGAGCAAAGAUUCUUAGGGUACAACUAAGCUCACCUGAGAAGCUGAGCCAGCUCUGAGAGUGGGCUUGGCAUCGGGUGUGCAGAUGGCAGAGGCUCAAAGUGGUCCUGGUGGUGGUACUUCCCUGAGUCCCUUCAGGAAACAAUCACUUUUGGGUUUUCCUCCCCUUUUUUAAUGGCUUCUUUUACACCCAACAUCCUCAGCCAUCCAUUCUCCUGCAGUCACCCUCUGGCACCCCAUCAGAAUGCACUUUAGAACCCCAUCAACAGCAGGUCCCCCAGGACACAGCGGGGUGGGGGUGGUAUGUCUUCCAAUGGUCCCUCAGCCAGACCCCCAGGCACAGACCCCCGGGCACAGACCCCCCCUGGGCACAUACCCCCAUGCCCACCAGCCCUUUUUAAC
This is a messenger RNA of Colius striatus (speckled mousebird), 7089 nucleotides long. It is a transcript of the gene SFXN5, whose product is annotated as sideroflexin 5. Gene Ontology annotation, molecular function: citrate transmembrane transporter activity; monoatomic ion transmembrane transporter activity. NCBI's taxonomy places the organism in Eukaryota, Metazoa, Chordata, Aves, Coliiformes, Coliidae. The record is from RefSeq and is a predicted model, not a curated record. The transcript is spliced from 13 exons. Gene Ontology annotation, cellular component: mitochondrial inner membrane. Bases 36 to 947 code for a protein of 303 amino acids. Gene Ontology annotation, biological process: monoatomic ion transport; citrate transport; mitochondrial transmembrane transport.